Saccoglossus kowalevskii is the source of this 2060-nucleotide messenger RNA. Its product is annotated as alpha-N-acetylneuraminide alpha-2,8-sialyltransferase-like. The record is from RefSeq and is a predicted model, not a curated record. Gene Ontology annotation, molecular function: alpha-N-acetylneuraminate alpha-2,8-sialyltransferase activity. Gene Ontology annotation, biological process: N-glycan processing; oligosaccharide metabolic process. NCBI's taxonomy places the organism in Eukaryota, Metazoa, Hemichordata, Enteropneusta, Harrimaniidae.
GCAUCCAGGAACUUUGCCUCUGUUCUACGUUUACAUUGGAAAUUGCUGCUAGCUUGCAUCUGUUUGAUUACCGUACUGUAUUACCUGACCAGCAUUUUUAGUAGUGAUGACAAGAAAUUAAUGGAAGAUGCUGUCAGGUGUGUGAAGAAUUGGCAGUUCAAUAAAACUCUUCUGUACCAAACAAGAAGUAAACUAUACUCGCAUUUACAAAAACAGCAUUUCUCAUCUGAAAGAAAAUAUCAAGGUUUCAUUGACUCUUUUGUGAACAAAUUUGAUGAAGAUACCUCGAAAUAUAGACGAUGUAGUGUUGUAGGAAAUGGAGGUAUCCUAAAAAACAGUGGAUGUGGAGAAGAAAUUGACAAAGCAGACUAUAUCUUCAGGGCUAAUCUUCCUUACAUAAGUAACUUCUCAGACGAUGUUGGAAAGAAGAGUAACUUUACCACUUUUAAUCCAAGCAUGAUCCAUAGAAGGUACCACAACAAUUUGGAUGCAUUUAAGAAGGAUCUGCAUGUAUAUAAUGGUUACCUAAUGUUUUCUGGACCAGCAGAAGAUGAGUUUGUAUCAUAUGUGCAUAAGAAUACUAAGUUGAUUGAUAUGGAAUUUGAAAAAAAUUACUUGUCUGCAAUUGAACACUUUUGGGAAAGUAAGCGAUUUGUAUCGGUAACAACAGGAAUGCUGAUGUUCAAUCUAGCACUCACAUACUGUGAGGAAAUCCACCUUUUUGGAUUCUGGCCGUUUACCACUGAUGUAAAUGGUAACUAUGUACCAUACCACUACGCAGAGGACACACCCAAGACAUGGAUAGUAGUAGUGAAACAUUCAAUGCCAUCUGAGUUUCUAAAGCUCAAAGAGCUGCAUGUGAAUGGUGUGCUUAGGUUACAUAUUGGUAAAUGCUGACCUUUACCAAGAGAGAACAAUUGAUCUGGAUAGUAUGAACUCUUAUAUGGUGUAUACAUAUGACAAAACAAGCAUAACUAAGGAAUUAUGAAAUGCAACUGCAAUGUGGGAAACCAUUACACAGCUGAACUGCGACACCAGUCCGAAAACGGGGACUUAUGGAUUGACCUCUGUGCAUGAAUCUGUGCGUUCAAACCUGUAUCUUAGAUAUGCCUGGACGAAUAACAUUCAUACUUCACACAUGUAUCAUACCAGAGGUACAUUACUUGGGGUUUGCAACGCGUAUAGUACUGUAUGGUGGCAUCAUGUCAAGAUCCCAUUCAAAUCUCAUCGCGUAGAUAGCGAGACUGAUGCUACGACCUUCUGACAUGAAAUAAGCAGUUUGUAAUAAUCAAUAAAACAUGUAUUACCACAUUCAUAGUGAAAAAAUGUAAUACAUCGAAAAUGAACAGAAAAUAUAGUUAUCGUAAUCCGUCAUAUCGUGAGCAACUAUUUUCAUCCACCUGGACAUCUCAGUAUCCUAGUUACCUCGAGCAUGCGCAUUCGCAUUUUUCUGAGGAACGCUUAUGCGAGAGCAACAUUGAAAUGGGAUCUUGGUAUCAUGUCACCGUAGUUGCAAACCCCAAUGUAGUAAUGUACCUCUGAUCAUACACAAUAUUAUUAUACAUAUGUACAUUAUGUUUCACAAUCUGUUUCAAGAUGGCCGAAUGAUGGCUAUUUUUUGUGCUGAAAAAUCAUCAAAAUCAAACAUUUCUUGCAUUCCAGAACCAGAUUUUGGUCUUUUAUUGAUGGAUUUGUUCAAACUUGGUACAUACAUUAGACAUUAUGGGUCCCUGAUGCACUUCAUUUUGUUUUUCGGAUCAGAUUCAGAAUGGCCAACUGAUAGCCAUUUUGUUUUAUUCAAUGCACCAAGUACUUGUUUGACGAUCAGAUGAAAGAAUUACAAUCAUUUUAAUGUUAAAAAAUCAUAAUCAAGCAUCAGCUUCUGGAUCCAUAUUUCUGACAUGUUUAUGUUCCAACUAUAUCACUAUAACAAAACUAUAUAUCUUAAAUUUGAUAACUAAUGGGGACUGUGCCAUACAUGACUUGUUUGAACUAAAACUUAUUACAUAACACUGCCCCUACAUGUGUGGUUUGUUUUGGGACAUUUUAGACAAAGUCGA